GCGAGACGUGGAAGUCAUCAGGCGAAUGCUGAAAGGUAGCGGGCGAAAAGUGGAAGUUCUCGGGCCACAUCGCUCGUCGUUCCUGUGCGAGACAAAAGAAAAAGAAGAAGGCCGAGAGAUGGCUAUCCCUCCGCAGAUGCAUCGAUCAUGCGAAGAGAGGGAGACCGACUGGAAACAGAAGAAGCACGUCACAGUCGGUGCCGCCACGAGGGACUUACCCGAGAAGGCCGAACAGAACAUGCCCCUGGAAGAUCUCAAGCGACAAGUGGAAGUUCUCGGGCGAAAGCUGGAGAUGUUAGAGAAGUUAGUGGUCUUCAGGAGUUUCGAGCCUCCGACCGGCCACCAGCCCCCCCAAAGUGGUUCCUCCCAUGAUCCCGGGUUCGCCAACAUGGUCUUAAUGAUCGCAGCCGAGGACGGUCCCAAUGGAGGCCCUUCCAUGCCGUUGCUGGUUGACAGGGACAUUCUGGUUAGUCAGUCCCCGGUAUUUAAAGCAAUGCUCGAGAAUGAGAUGGAAGAAAGCCAAAGCGGCACCAUUAAGAUAAGUGACAUGUCGUAUGAUGCCCUCCAUGCAUUUGUCAACUUUCUUCGUGCCGGAGCAUGCGUCGAUGAGCAAAUGGCUUGUGAGCUUCUGGUAUCAGCAGAAAAGAACCUGGUGGAGCAGCUUAAAGCUUACUGCGAGAUGUUUUUGGUAUCCAAAUUAAACUGGGACAACUCGAUCAAAUACUUUGCCUUUGCGCACCAGCACAAUGCCAAGCAUCUACUUGACGCCGCCACGUCCGUAAUCUCAGAUAACUUGGGUAAGCUCAGAAAACGUCAAGAAUACUCGCUACUCUUUGAAGUGGACCCACGCCUUGGGUUGGAGUUACUAGAAGCAUCUCUUUUGAGGCGGGAAAACAAUGAUGCGGCAAAAGCAUCUCUUGCGAGGCGGGAAUGAUGCGGCAAAACAAUGCAGCACUUGAUACUUCUGCAAAGUAAUAGUCUCCUUUGGAGAAAGGAAAUUUGUAUCCACAAGAAUUGGGGGCUUUUUAUGUUUUAAUAAUCCUUUUCCUACUUCUGUUGGAGAUUCUCCUUUUCCUACUUCAGUUGGAGAUGAUCAUAUUCCUACUUCAGUUAUAGAUUCUCAGGUGAUUAUGAUGACUUUUGCUUUGGGGAGCAUUUUUAGCUUCACUGGUGAAAGCCAUUUUCUAGGUUCGGUUGAGUUACUUUGAUCGAUGAAUGAUAGGGAUCAAACUUUGAAACU
Molecule: messenger RNA, 1240 nt
Organism: Eucalyptus grandis
Lineage: Eukaryota; Viridiplantae; Streptophyta; Magnoliopsida; Myrtales; Myrtaceae
Product: BTB/POZ domain-containing protein At4g08455-like
Exons: 2
Coding region: 26-934 (302 amino acids)
Biological process (GO): proteasome-mediated ubiquitin-dependent protein catabolic process; regulation of proteolysis
Cellular component (GO): cytoplasm
Molecular function (GO): ubiquitin protein ligase binding
Source: RefSeq, a predicted model, not a curated record